AUGGUUCGUCGUCGUAUGGCUGCUCCCAAGCCUUCUGCUCCAGUACAUCGUCGUAUGCCUUCGCCGGUAGGUGCACGUAUGCCACCGGCGGCACCAAUGCAGGCACGCCCGCCAGUGACUCCAAAUUCUGCACCAAAUCAGCAUUUCGGUAUUGCACCUCCAUCUCAAGGACCUGGACUGAUGGGUCAAAUGGCAGCAACCGCUGGUGGUGUUGCUAUAGGUUCUGCAGUCGGUCAUGCUGUUGGUAACAUGCUUACUGGGGGCAGCGGAAACCGUGAUGAAGUUGUUUCAUCUGAGAAGCAGUAUCAAAAUCAGCAGAUGUUGGAUCAGCAACAAUAUAAACAUCCGUGUGAAUUUGAAUGGAAACAAUUUGUUGAAUGGUGA
This is a messenger RNA of Thelazia callipaeda (thelaziosis nematode), 384 nucleotides long. The record is from the annotation of a GenBank genome assembly. Lineage: Eukaryota; Metazoa; Nematoda; Chromadorea; Rhabditida; Thelaziidae.